Molecule: messenger RNA, 921 nt
Organism: Aspergillus terreus NIH2624
Lineage: Eukaryota; Fungi; Ascomycota; Eurotiomycetes; Eurotiales; Aspergillaceae
Exons: 4
Coding region: 1-921 (306 amino acids)
Biological process (GO): transmembrane transport
Cellular component (GO): membrane
Molecular function (GO): transmembrane transporter activity
Source: RefSeq, a predicted model, not a curated record
AUGGAUGGAGUGGGCGGAUACGCCGGGUGGAGAUGGAUCUUCAUCCUUGAGGGCCUGCUCACAGUCGUCGUGGCUUUUAUCGCCCCGUUCGCCAUCUACGACUCUCCUGAGAAGGCUACUUUUCUCACGAAGGAGGAGCGAGAAUGGGUGAUUUGGUCGAUGCGCAAUCAGGCCAAGAUUGGACAGUCAGCUCCUGAAGAUGAGGCUGUACAUGCGAAAGAGUCGAGCAAGUUCCGUUCAAAGUACGUUUGGGACGCUUUGACGGAUUGGCAGAUCUACGUUGGCCUUUUUAUGUACUGGGGCAUCACGUGUCCACUGUACGGAGUCUCUUUCUUCCUCCCGUCUAUCAUCAAGAGUUUGGGAUACACUUCCUCGACAGCGCAGUUGCUCACCGUACCCAUCUACAUUACCGCUGCCAUAGUCGCAGUUGGUGGGGCGUGGCUGUCUGACCGACGCCGGCAACGGUCACCUUUCAUCCUCUUUUUCAUGUCUCUGAUCGCUAUUGGGUUCAUAAUUGUGAUUGCGUCAAGCGGAAGGGGGGUCCCGGGAGUCGUCUAUUUCGGCGUAUUUCUUGCCGUAGUGGGAAUCUACCCCGCCUUCCCAGGAAACGUCACUUGGCUCAGUGUCAACCUGGCUGGUGACUACAAGCGCGCCGCUGGGAUGGCCAUCCACAUCGGGGUGGGCAAUUUGUCUGGCGCCAUGGCGUCCAACUUUUACCGUGAACAGGAUGCACCCAAGUAUAUUCUUGGGCAUGCGCUAGAGCUCGGAUUCUGCGUGGCUGGGAUAAUUGCGGCUGUCAUACUUCGUCUCGGGUACCAGAGGAUCAAUCGGAAGCGUGACCGGAUGGAUGUCUCCCGAUUCGAUCCCGUGGAAGCAGCGAGACUUGGAGACCGUGCGCCAAAUUUCCGAUAUAUGCUCUGA